AGUGUAAGGUUCGGCUCUCCCUAGCCCCACCCCCUCCGUCUGGCUCCCGUCACAUGAUGCUUCUAUCAUCUCCCUCCCCUUCGCAAAGUGCCUCUCUGUCUCACUCCCCCUCCCUUCCACUCACCGUUUUAACUUUAACUUCCUACUCCUCCGUGUCUGCUCCUUUAGCUCCCCCUCCACGAUGUCAUUCCAUUCUCCCUUACACAGUGAAACUCCGGUUUCGUUCCGCCUUUAGCCAUCACUCUCUGUUCCUGAAUUCUGUCACCUUCCUUUAUUCAGCUGUCUUUAACCUGCAACUGACGACGUCACUCAAUGCAGGACAAGGAAAAUGAAAAUAGCAGAUUGAAUUCAAAAGUACCUAUAUACAUUACACUAUGGCAGGGUGCUCCCCAUGUCAAUGGUUGAAGAAAACCUGGGAGUCCCGGGCUCCGAUCCUUUUCGUGAUUGCAGUGGCUAUGUUUGUGGAUUGCAUUCUGUUCACUAUUAUCGCUCCAAUCGCCCCAGCUUUACUUUAUGAAACCGAGUAUAGGAAUGGAAACACAACAUUUAAGAAUUCUUCCAGUCAUUAUCCUGUCUCCAGCUAUGAUUCCUUUUCCAAUCUUUCACACUCUGAAAGAAAUGGACCGUACCAUGACCAGAUCAGUAACAAGAGUCAUAGCAAAGAGUGCUACGAGGGGAAAGAUUAUUUAAAUGAAGAGAAUGUGCGAGUGGGUCUUCUCCUGGCAAUUAAAGCCUUUCUUCAGCUUUUGGUAAACCCCAUAGUGGGUAAACUCAUUAACAGAACUGGAUAUGAUGUCCCAAUGUUCUGUGGCUUUAUAAUUGUGUUCAUCUCCACUCUUUUGUUUGCUUUUGCCAAUUCAUAUGCCCUUCUUUGUGUGGCCAGGGGGUUGCAGGGAAUUGGCUCAUCCUUCACCAUGGUGCCAGCUAUGGGCAUGCUGGCUCAUGUGUUUCCAGAUGAUACUGAAAGAGGGAAAGCCAUGGGAUUAGCCAUGAGUGGUGUUGCCUUUGGGGUGCUUGCGGGGCCUCCCUUCGGUUCUGCCAUGUAUGAGUUUGUUGGAAAGUCUUCCCCAUUUCUGGUCAUUGCAGCCUUGGCUCUUUUAGAUGGAGCACUCCAGUUUUGUAUACUUAAGCCUACGAAGAUUUCCCCAAUGAGUGUACCUGGAACACCCUACAGAGUUCUUCUCAUGGAUCCUUACAUUGUGGUGGCUUCAGUGGGUCUCUGUAUUUGUAAUUUUUCCUUCGGCAUGCUGGAACCAACCAUACCCAUUAGAAUGAUGGAAACCAUGUGUGCACCUCCCUAUCAGCUUGGACUGGCUUUUCUCCCCUGUAUGAUUUCAUAUUUAAUUUGCCUAAAUCUUUUUGCGGGACUUUCACAAAAAAUUGGCAGGUGGCUGUGCAUUAUGCUUGGAAUGAUAGUUCUAGGAAUCAGUGUCCUGUGUAUGCCUUUAGCAGUAAAUAUUUAUGGACUUAUUGCACCACAAGCUGCGCUGGGAAUUGGCUUUGGAUUGUUUGAGACAUCAAUGUUGCCAAUCAUGGCACACCUGGUAGAUUUACGUCACACUUCAAACUAUGGGGGCAUCUACGCCAUCUCUGAUAUUGCUUUGUGUGUUGGUUAUGCACUGGGCCCAUCUUGUGGAGGAGCCAUUGCUAAGGCCAUUGGAUUCACCUGGUUAAUGGUGAUAUUAGGUAUAAUAAACCUUGCGUAUGCUCCUCUCUUCAUUCUACUGCGCAACCCUCCAGGCAAAGAGGAGACAAAGCCUGUACUAAGCCAAGAGGAGAAUGAAGAAUGAAGACCUCUUCCCACAAAUGUGCAUCAUAGACCUGAGUGACAAGAAGGUUGACAGUGGCUCUAAAAAUAACAAGGACACAGUCAUCUGGCCACCAAUACCUUAUUUAAUUAAAGCUAAAUUUAAAAGAUCACAGGUUAUUACUUAUUUAUGUGAGCACCCGUUAUGCAAUAGAGACAUACUUGCUAAAUACUUACUAAAUACAGAUUUUUUCUGGUCAGACUUUUCAUAGAAAAAAACCCUUAAAGUUUUAGAGAUUUGUUAAACCCUGAUUGUGUUAAAAGUCUGAAUAAAAAGACAGA
Molecule: messenger RNA, 2089 nt
Organism: Xenopus laevis (African clawed frog)
Lineage: Eukaryota; Metazoa; Chordata; Amphibia; Anura; Pipidae
Gene: slc18a1.S
Product: solute carrier family 18 member A1 S homeolog
Exons: 15
Coding region: 375-1790 (471 amino acids)
Biological process (GO): proton transmembrane transport; serotonin uptake; transmembrane transport
Cellular component (GO): membrane; synaptic vesicle membrane; terminal bouton
Molecular function (GO): transmembrane transporter activity; serotonin:sodium:chloride symporter activity
Source: RefSeq, a predicted model, not a curated record